Odobenus rosmarus divergens (Pacific walrus) is the source of this 1940-nucleotide messenger RNA. It is a transcript of the gene DCP1B, whose product is annotated as DCP1 decapping enzyme homolog B (S. cerevisiae). Gene Ontology annotation, biological process: positive regulation of catalytic activity; deadenylation-dependent decapping of nuclear-transcribed mRNA; deadenylation-independent decapping of nuclear-transcribed mRNA. The record is from RefSeq and is a predicted model, not a curated record. The transcript has 9 exons. Gene Ontology annotation, molecular function: mRNA binding; enzyme activator activity. Lineage: Eukaryota; Metazoa; Chordata; Mammalia; Carnivora; Odobenidae. The coding region runs from base 1 to 1839 and encodes 612 amino acids. Gene Ontology annotation, cellular component: P-body.
AUGGCGGCCGUGGCGGCGGGCGGCCUGGUGGGGAAGGGGCGCGACAUCAGCCUGGCGGCCUUGCAGCGCCACGACCCCUAUAUCAACCGCAUCGUGGACGUGGCCAGCCAGGUGGCUCUGUACACUUUCGGCCAUCGGGCCAACGAGUGGGAAAAGACUGAUGUGGAAGGAACCUUAUUUGUUUACACAAGGUCUGCUUCCCCAAAGCAUGGGUUCACCAUUAUGAAUAGGUUGAGCAUGGAAAACAGGACAGAACCCAUUACUAAAGACCUGGAUUUCCAGCUCCAGGAUCCUUUCCUUCUCUACAGAAAUGCCAGAUUGUCCAUUUAUGGGAUUUGGUUUUAUGAUAAGGAAGAAUGCCAAAGAAUUGCAGAGCUUAUGAAAAACCUAACUCAAUAUGAACAGUUGAAAGCCCAUCAGGGAGGUGGAGCAGGAAACUCCCCAAUGAUCCUCAAUUCAGGAGAGGGCAAGGAAGUAGAUAUCUUACGAAUGCUCACCAAGGCCAAAGAUGAAUACACCAAGUGUAAAACCUGUUCUGAGCCAAAACAGAUAACCAGUUCGUCUGCCAUCUAUGACAACCCCAAUCUCAUCAAACCAAUUCCAGUGAAGCCCAGUGAAAACCAGCAACAGCGCAUACCUCGGCCCAGCCAGACCUUAGACCCCGAACCCCAACACUUGUCCUUGACAGCUCUCUUUGGGAAGCAGGACAAAUCUACAUGUCAGGAAGCUGUGGGGUCCCCACAGACCAUCCACCAGCAACAGCACCAGGAGCCACUUCCAAUUAGGCAGGGGGUCGUACGCUCCCUCUCCUAUGAGGAAACCAGAAGACACUCGCCCCCCAUCGAGAAGCAGCUCUGUCCAGCCAUUCAGAAACUCAUGGUCCGGAGCGCAGACCUCCACCCCUUGUCAGAGCUGCCUGAAAACCGGCCCUGCAGAAACGGCAGUACCCAUUCUGCUGGGGAAGUUUUGCUGGGACCUGUGCAGCCAGGGUCUCCCCAGAGCUUUGGGACUUCUCAGCGUGUACAGAGUGCUUCCAGAACUCAGAGCCUGCUGGAGAAGCUUCAGAGUGCCCCGAGGCCAGCAAAUAAGUAUGACCCUAGCACACCAGCACCUGCCAGCUUAGCGGCCCCAACCCUCAGCACCGCUCUCCCCACUGCCACCCCUGGCGCCCCAGUAAAGGGGCUGGCUCAGGCACAAGCGGGGUAUUUCAAUGGCUCCCUUCCAGCUCAGCCACUAGGACAUCAGGCUCACGGCGAAGAGCAGUCCACACACCCGAGACCCACGCUCCCCCUCUCUGGCAGUCAGACUAGUAGUUCUGGAGUGAUCUCCCCUCAGGAGUUACUGAGGAAGCUGCAGAUUGUACAGCAGGAACAGCAGCUGCACGCGUCUAACCGACCAGCCUUGGCAGCCAAGUUCCCUGCAGUAACUCCGAGCUCCGGGACGGGGAAAGCGCUGGAGUCCUGGAUGCACAAGACAGCCAGCGCAGAAAAGCAGACUCCUCUUUUUCAGGUCACCUCGCCUCCGCGUGUCCCUGCCACCCGGGCUCCUUCUCUGCUCAUGUCCCCCAUGGUGUUCACCCAACCCACCUGUGCCCCACCAAAGGAGAUGGAUGCUGGGCUCUUGCCCCUGGGAAGCCAAGAACCAGCUGCCACUUCCGCCAGCCUCCUCCUGCCUCUGCAGACCCUGGAGCCCCCCGUGACCACCAGCAGCCCACUUACCAAGCUACAACUUCAGGAAGCACUGCUGUACCUCAUUCAGAACGAUGACAACUUCUUAAAUAUCAUCUACGAAGCUUAUCUCUUCAGCAUGACACAAGCAGCCAUGAAAAAGACGAUGUAAAGCAAAACAUUUUAAGACUGAUUUUCAAGGUCCUAUGGCUCAAGGUUCUUUCACGUCAAUGGCGUUACUCUAAAUGUUUCUGCCUUUUUUUAAAAAAAAAA